Molecule: messenger RNA, 1257 nt
Organism: Rotaria sp. Silwood1
Lineage: Eukaryota; Metazoa; Rotifera; Eurotatoria; Philodinida; Philodinidae
Source: the annotation of a GenBank genome assembly
AUGAUUAAUAAUUAUACUCUUUUAAAUCAAUGUAAUUCUGAUGAAAUCGAAUCUUUACUUCAUUCUACUUCAUCAAAUAAUAAUAAGAAUAAUGAUACUCGACCACAACCAACUAUUGAACGAUUGCAUAAACUUUUUCAAAUCCUUAUUUCUCAUGAAAAUGAAUAUCGUACAAUAUUUGAUUAUUUAGGUAUAUUUCGUUUUAAUGAUUUUUAUAAUACAUUACAUCCAUUUGCUAAUAAUACUGAACGUUUACAAAAUAUUUAUUGUCUAUUUCAACAAUAUAUUAAUAUAUCUGAUAAUGGUCAUAUUGUUAUAAAACAAAACUUUAUUUCUUAUUUAAAACUAGUUUCAAAUUAUUUAUCUAAUGUUAUUAAAAAUAAACAUUUAACUUGGAGUAAAACUACAAAAGAUAAAAUUCAAAAACCAGUUAUUAUCCUUGCAGCUCAUUCAUUAUUUUAUGAUGCUUUACAAGCAUCAAUGCGUACAAUUAAUGAUUAUUUCAAAAAUUCUACUGUUGCUAUUUAUGAUCUUGGAUUGAUUACAACUCAAUUAAAUAUGAUCAAAGAGAACUGUGAAAGAUGUAUAAUCAUUCCAUUUCCAUUUGCUCAAAUUGAACAUGUUGCUGCUCAUAUACGAACUUUACGUUAUUUUGCUUGGAAACCUAUCGUAGUUCAGGAUGCCGUACACCGUUUUGGUUCUAUUAUUUAUGGUGAUACAUCAAUUCGUUAUAAGACAUCAAAUUUCGAUCGUUUACUUCUUGAUAAUUUAAUACGUGGUUUUUCAUGUCGUGAAUUACCAGGGCAUUAUUUACCAUGUUUUACUUCAUUUGGAACAUUAUUAUGGUUUCAAGAAACAAUUUCAACAUUUGAUGAUAUUUAUAUUGCUGAAGCAGGUUUUCUUGCUGUGACAGAUAAUUUUCUAUCACGUCUUAUACUUAAAACAUGGGUAACAUGUGCUCUUGAUGAAAAGUGUAUAACACCAUUAGGUUGGACAACUCGAUGUAAACGUAUAGUUGGUUCUACAAUGAUACAUCGUUAUGAUCAAUCUGCUUUGGUAGUUACAUUAUCGUUUUAUUUUUUUCCAAGUCUUCGUAAGAAUAAUCAAACUGAUCCAGCACCAUAUGAUAUGUAUACAUCAAUGCAAGAAAACUUAGCAGAAGUUAGACGUAAUGCAGGUGAUCGCCAUUAUUUUACUGCUCGAAAAAUUCAUCAUUUACAACAGAAUAAUUCAAUAGCAACUAUAAAAAUACAGUAA